Molecule: messenger RNA, 2688 nt
Organism: Marchantia polymorpha subsp. ruderalis
Lineage: Eukaryota; Viridiplantae; Streptophyta; Marchantiopsida; Marchantiales; Marchantiaceae
Source: the annotation of a GenBank genome assembly
GUUUGAACCGAACGAGAGUUGAAAGACUUUGAAUUCCAGCUGCAAUAGUGUCGUCAAUGCAUUGGGAGCCACUGACUAUUCUGCUCAGUGCUUUGUUUCGGAGCUCGGUCGUUCCUGUGGAGUUUGACUCCAAGAGCACGAGAUGGACUUGUGUUGGUAUAAGAAAGUGCGGUACAGGACUCUAGAAACACUCGAAGAUCUUAAAGUUCAGUUCUGAUCCACUUAAGCCAUUACCACAGGAUUCUCCUUCGCCAUUUUGAUUACGGGAGUGAGUUACUGCAAUCGCCCGUCUGCAGACCGCUGGGAUCGACCUCCACAUUUUUCCAUCGGCGCAAGGCCUGGCUUUCAACUCUUGAGGGCCGAACAGACCAUCGCACGUCGAUUUGCGGCCAGCGCAGUCUGCAAAGUCAAUCGCCAUUUCACAUUCGGAGCUUCACAUUUCUGCGACGGCCUCGGCAAUUCGACCAGCGUAAUCGCGUAAUCUGCCAUGGAUUUUCCGUAAUGAGGAAUUGGUGCCGGAGUCUCAACGGGGGAAGAUUGCAGCAGAGUAGGAAGAAGGCGGCAAAGACCAUCGUGAAUCGAGCGACUCUCGAGGUUAGAAAAGUUCGAGGGUCAGGAGUGGCGAGCAGUCAGCAGGAGAAGCCGUCGGUGCGCCAGAUUCAUGUAAACACGGCCAGAAGCGAUAGCGAGAGAUGGAUCGACUGCUCAUCUUGGACCCGCAGGAUCUAACCAUGCGAUUCGAGGUGGGCAAGAAGGCCGUGGGCAUGGUACAGCUGACCAAUGUCAUGCACACGAUGCCCGUGGCGUACAAGAUUCAGACCUCGGUGCCAAGAAAAUACAGCUUCAAGCCGCCGCACGCCAUCAUCCCGCCGCUGGGCAAAGUCACGAUCGAGAUCGCCAUGAACGCGCAGAACGAGCUCCCGGAGUGCUUCCCGCAGUGCAGCGACAAGUUCACCGUGAAGAGCGUGGUGGUGCCGUCGACUGGUUCACCGCCCGACGGAAGGCGGUGUUCAGCGACACGAGGCUCCGCGUGGUUCUGCUCGGAGGCGGCAUUCUGCGCGCCUUGGUGAGCAGGGCCGCCAUCGAGCAGAUGCGCGAGGUUCUCGACCUCGACCCAGCGGUUAUCGACGCCCGGAGCCACCGACGAGCGCGGAUGCACCGCCAUGCACGUUGCCGUGGCCAUGAAGCGCCCGGAGCUGGUGCAGAUUCUGCUCGAGUACAAGGCCAAUUUGGAGCUCGGCAACAAGACCGGGCCAGAGCGCGCUGCAGCUCGCCGCGCAGGCGGGCGAGGCGCUCAUCACCGAGCUCCUGCUGGCCAACGGGGCCGCGACCGAAUCCGCCUAUGCCUUCGGCUGGACGGCGCUCCACUGCGCGACCGUCAAAGGCCAUUGCGCGGUGAUGCGGCUGCUGCUCGACGGGCAUGCGAACAUCGACGCGCACACCCAUUCACAUGGCCGUGGCCGAGGGCCACAAGCACUGCGUCCAUCUGCUGCUCGAGAAGCACUGCAAUGUGGACGCCCGGAGCGCGGAUGGCGGCACCGCGCUGCACACGGCCUCCGCCCGGGGCCACGUCGCUCUUGUCAAGCUGCUGCUGGACCGGGGCGCCAAUACAGACGUGCGGAAUUCCCGAGACCGCACUCCUUUCGACGAUGCCGCCGACGCUGGCCACACGCUUCUGUUCGAUGUGCUUUUGCUGGGCGAUGCUCUCCGACACGCUGCGCGCAGAGGCGAGCUCAACUCGGUGCAGAAGUGCGUGCAUGAGGGUGCGGUGGUGGACGGCGACGAUCAGUACGGGUGGACUGCGCUCCAUCGAGCAGCCUUCAAGGGGCGGCUCGAUGUGGUGAAGUUUCUGAUCGAGAAUGGCGCGGACUUGAAGCUCAAGGACGAGGAAGGUUACACUGCUCUGCACAUGGCUGUGGAGUCGGGGCACAAGGAGGUUGUCCAUUUGCUCGUCUCCAAGGGUGCCUACGUGAACGAGAAGACCAAGAAGGGACUGACCGCCCUACAGCUUGCCACGGCCAUGAAAUACGUGGGCAUCGUCCGAAUUCUCCUCGAGGGUGGAGCCAGCAGGAAUGCCUCGAUCGAUCCCGACAGAUGGAGACCUGUGGAACUCACCAACGACAGCUCCAAGGGCAGCUUUGGCGAGAGAUAUUUCUGCAGUUCAGGACUUCGUUCGGAAGUUCACUAAGUCUGGGGCUGUGCAGCAGCCGCUUGGCUCCUAUUCUAAGAAACGAGCGCCGAAGCUCAACUUGGAUUCUGACAUCAGCUCCUACAGCACGUAUGCUGCCUACGCUUAGCGAAAACAACGGGGUCGAUACGGAGGAAUUAAUUUCUGUUGACAGAGGAAACAGAACAUCUAAAUCCCCUCCACCCAUGUGUACAAAUUUACCAAGGUUUUUGAUAGGCGGGCAGGCAGUGUGGAUAACAAUUUUUACAAAUUGGGGAUCGUCGGGGAAACAUUGUUUCAUAAAGCUCUUUAUUAGGAUGCCCGAUUCGACUAAGUUCACUUCGUGCACCGUGAACGAACUCCGAAACCCCGAUUCAAAUCAUGGCAAGAACAAGAUACAAACAUGUAUAAUCACAUUUGUUCAUAACAUUAUAUUGGGCCCAGCACAACACAGCACGAAUGCUCACAUUGAGCAUCGAAAUCGACUCUCUGAAAUCUUCACGACCAUUAGCGAUCAUAUC